AUGCAGCUGAUUAGAGAAGAAAGGUGCGUCUCGAAAGCAUGGCAAUCUCUGAUCGACAGCAAACGAUUCAUCAGAACCCACCUUCAGAAUUCGACAAGAAACCCUAGUUUAGCCCGUCACAAGGUUUUGUUGCUCAAAUCUAUCGCUACACUAGAGCUAGAGCUAACGCUGGUGCAACGCACUGUACUCGAUAACUCAGAAAAUCAAGUUGUAGAAUUGGAUUUCCCAAUCUCUUACAACUCCAUCGUUGGUUGUUGCAAUGGACUGGUUUGCCUUGUACGGAACAGACAGUUUGUGUUGUGGAACCCAUCUACCAGAAUCUCCAAGAAACUGCCUCACUUAGACGACUUAGACGAUAUCGACGAUUACGGCGACAAUCGUGCAUUCGACAGUUGUGGGUUCGGUUGGGAUGAAUCGAGUGGCGAUUACAAGGUUUUUGCGACUGCGACUGUGACGGCCGGGUUUAGACACACCAUGGCUAUAGCUAUGAUGUAUAGCUUGAAGCAUGACUCAUGGAAGGAAGUGAAGGGUUGGGAUUCAUGGAAGAAGACGAAUGGUAUUGGUAUAGGUAGGGCUACAAUGAGGAUGGGGAUGAGUCUUCACUGGGAGAGGUGUGAUAGACGAGGCGUGGUUGCUUUCGACUUGAAGAGGGAGGUGAUCGGGGCGGUGGAGCUGCCGGAGUGCUCGGAAGGCUGCAAGUGGCUGGGAAUUGGGGUGAUCGGAGAAUGCCUUUCGGCAUACUACAGGCGCGAGUAUUCGAGUUGCGUGGAGAUUUGGAUGAAGAAGGAGUCUUGGGAGAAAGUGGUGGUUCUUGAUCAGCUGUGUAAUCCUCUCCAUAUUUCUCCGGCCUUGGCUCCUUUUUGGGGUGGUGGGUUUUUGUUGAUCAAGAUUGAGAAUUUGAUGGUUUUUGACAGGAAAGGGAUUAGGGUUAUGGUUUCUGAUGUUUACAUUGAAAGUUUAGUCUCACCGUUAGAGGCCUAG
This is a messenger RNA of Salvia miltiorrhiza (redroot sage), 981 nucleotides long. RefSeq names its product F-box/kelch-repeat protein At3g23880-like. NCBI's taxonomy places the organism in Eukaryota, Viridiplantae, Streptophyta, Magnoliopsida, Lamiales, Lamiaceae. The transcript has 3 exons. The record is from RefSeq and is a predicted model, not a curated record. The coding region runs from base 1 to 981 and encodes 326 amino acids.